GGUGAGUGGAGCAUGGCCCUGUCCCACCUGGCGCUGGGAGUGGUGUCUCUGCAUGCAGCCCUGAGCACUGCCCAGGCAAGUCGAGGGGCUGCUGCUGGCUUCCUGCUCCAGGCCUUGGCUGCUGCCACCAUGCUGGCUCCAGGGCUAGGCACAGAUGAAGAUUGUCUUGCUGGAGCCUGGGUGGCCACUGUCAUUGGCCUGCCCCUUCUGGCCUUCGAUUUCCACUGGGUGAAUGGGGACCGCUCCUCUGCGAACCUGCUCCUGGGAGGAGGCAUGGUGCUGGCAGUGGCUGGUGACCACCUUGGUGCGGAGGGCCGCUCUGUGGCUGGUCAGGCAGUGGUGCUGGUGGUGGCAGUUACUAUUCUCAUUGUGGCUGUUUUCACGACCAACACUUACGGCAUGUGGGGGGGCUUGAUGCUGGGUGCUGCAGGCCUCCUGGGCCGGCUGGAGGAGGACAGGCUGCUGUUGCUGCCGAAGGAGGACAUCUGUCGCUGGGUCCUGGCCGCGGGCAGUUGGGCCUACCACCGGGCCUUGCACACACAGCGCCUGCAGUGGGAGUGAUGUUUGGAGACUGCUGGGCUGGGCUUCUGCCCUGGUUACCACCUCACCUCCUGGGGCCUCCUUCCCUAGAGAUAGACUCUCCUUCCUCCCAAAGGGGGCUUGAUGCAGGGUGACUCCUCUGGGGCAGAAUCUGGGCACUGGUCCUCUGGUGGAGUGUGAGGACCCGCCUAGACCAGGAUGAAGGGGAUGGGAUCCAAGCACAUUUGGGGGUCUGAUUCUGAGCAGGCUAUGGUUGUGGAUCCAGAGAGAGGCUUGGUCUCCAAUAAACCUUAGGGAUUCUGCAGGAA
This is a messenger RNA of Myotis lucifugus (little brown bat), 848 nucleotides long. Its product is annotated as cysteine and histidine-rich protein 1. The transcript is spliced from 2 exons. The annotation marks the transcript as partial. The record is from RefSeq and is a predicted model, not a curated record. NCBI's taxonomy places the organism in Eukaryota, Metazoa, Chordata, Mammalia, Chiroptera, Vespertilionidae.